GCUUUCGUCAAUCCCACCACUGGAACAGAAUACAGAAAAGAGGCACCGGAUUAUUCGGGACUCCCUUCCGACCCCUGUGACAACUGCAUCCGAAGAUGGCCAGAAGAAACAGAUCCGCGGCCUCAGCCGUGCUGGUCCUCCUGCUCUGCGCUGCGGCGGUCUCGGCGGCCGCUGCCGCUGCCGUGGCGGGCAAGGGCAAGGGCAGGGUCGGAUCGGCUCGCGCGGGGCCGCCGCCUUGCCAGGAUCUUGCGACGCAGGGCGAUUGCGCGGCGAGAGCUGGGUGCCGGUGGUGCCGCAGCGAGGCGCUCGACGAUAUGUGCUUCGGGGCCACCGAGGCGUGGCGCCUCCCACGCCAGGUCUUCUCCUGCGAUCCGCCCUCCGGCGCCGGCGCCGGCGCCGCGCACGCCCGCUAGAAGUGAUGCGGUGAUGCCGCCGCUGCGCCCGCCUUGUUCUUCGGGAUUGUUCCCCAUCUUCUGACCUUAAUUUGCUUUCGCCAGGCCUCCGUUGUUUCUCCUCUUGUCUUUGCCGGAUCUGAGACUUUAUUAGGAUAGCGUGGCCCGUUUUGCUAUGUGAUUCUUUCGUGGGAUUGUGUACUGUAAAAUCUGGUCAAAAUCCAAUCGGAGCGCGGCAAAUAUUGUCGUUCUCUUUUUUUAAUCUGAUAAAUCAUUGUCGUUCUUGAAGUGCAA
This is a messenger RNA of Sorghum bicolor (sorghum), 686 nucleotides long. RefSeq lists its product as uncharacterized. The record is from RefSeq and is a predicted model, not a curated record. NCBI's taxonomy places the organism in Eukaryota, Viridiplantae, Streptophyta, Magnoliopsida, Poales, Poaceae. The transcript has a single exon. The coding region runs from base 96 to 413 and encodes 105 amino acids.